AUGGGAGACUCUGAUACAGAGGCGUCAACAGGCACCUCUCCCGGCCAGGGAAGACCACGAAGGAAUGUGAGCCGACCAGCGCACCUCAGCGAAGAACAGGCGCACGACGCGUCCCUCAGCGGAAAAAGAACCAGAAAAACAAACCCAACAAAGCAGAUCAACAACCAAGACAACGAGACAAGAUCAAAUUCCUCCAGCUCUACCAGAUUUUUGCAUCUGGUUUUAGAAAAGCUGGAUGAUCAGGCGACCGCGAUCCAGCACCUCCAACAGCAUGCUGAGAGGAGGGAGCAGGAACACCAAAAUCAAAUCGUGUUAAUGCAAGAACAAAUCAAGGCACUCACUGGGACCAUCGAGUCAACACAAGCCAACUACAAUGAUGAACUCAAGAAAAUGGUUGGCGAAAUCCAGACAGCAAUUUCAGGAUCGCAGCUGGCUACUCCUCCAGUUCAAUCACCGAGCACAGGCAGAAGUUGGGCGUCUGUGGUGACCCCAUCUUCAGCAAUCUCUCCAGCAACCCAGAUGGCAAGAGCAGCACUAGGUCUUCCAAGCAUCAAGAUCAACUUAUGGACGGCUACAAUGGAAACAAAACAACUCCUGACCGACCCAACCUUAACCAAAACAACCAUUAACAAUGAACUGAGCAAAGAUCAAAACACCAAACAGGUUCAGGUUGAAGGAGUGAAAUCUACUCCCGGGAACUCACUUAAAGUUUUUGUGAACAGCGAGGAAGACGCCAGGGUUCUCCAGCAGAACCAGGCCUGGUUAGAAAAACUGCAGGGGGCAAGGCUUGGACAAGAACCGUGGUACCCAAUCAAAAUAGAUGAUGUCAGGAAGAUCGAUGUCUUUGAGAAUGGGGAACUGCGAGAAGAUUUUAAGGACAUGUUCCAACAAGAAAACGAAGCCCAGGCCCAGAGGAUAUCCUGGCUUAGUGGCCCAAAACCAUACGGAUCCAUGAUAGCAUAUCUCUCUAAGGCGAGUGACGCCUCACGGCUACUCCACCGCAAAAUGGUCCAGAUUAGGGGUGAAUUUGCGGGAGAUGUGCUGGAUCCCACAAGGUCAUUGAAUGCACAGUUGCAGAGAGAAAAUGCGGAGCAUGUGGAGGAGGUCAUGAGGCAUCAUAUUCAGGUUGCAGUCAAUGGAAAGAUGAGAUAA
Molecule: messenger RNA, 1152 nt
Organism: Aspergillus ruber CBS 135680
Lineage: Eukaryota; Fungi; Ascomycota; Eurotiomycetes; Eurotiales; Aspergillaceae
Exons: 2
Coding region: 1-1152 (383 amino acids)
Source: RefSeq, a predicted model, not a curated record